CGAGUACGAACGGCAUUUAAACUGAAAAAUAAAUAAAUUCCUACAAUACAUACAAAAAAAGCAAAAGAAAAAGAAACAAAUCAAAACUUUAAAGUUCGUUUUUGUUGAACUGUGCUUUCUGUGCUUGGAAUAUUAAUUAAAGUUUCUUGUGAAGUUUAGAAAAGAUGACCUGGCACCACAUCUGCACAGGAAACAGGUUGUUUUUCAUAUUUUUAGUGGUUUCCUCAGUUUGUAUAAUGAAUACCAAAGCAAAAACAGGACCUAUACAUGGUAAAGUUGUUGUUUGUUACAUUUCAACAUGGGCCGUUUAUCGUCCGGGUCAGGGUGCUUAUGGCAUUGACAAUUUUGAUCCUAGUCUAUGCAGCCAUGUUGUAUAUGCCUUUGCUGGUCUCGAUCCUCAACUAUCGGCCAUUAAAUCAUUGGAUCCUUGGCAGGAUUUAAAAGAAGAAUAUGGCAAAGGUGGCUAUGAACGAUUAACCGGACUCAAGCGCACUCAUCCUCACUUAAAAGUCAGUUUGGCUAUUGGUGGCUGGAAUGAAGGCUCCAAAAACUAUUCAAAUAUGGUGGCCGAUCCCAUGUCAAGGGGAAAAUUCGUUAAACAAGUCACUUCAUUUAUACGCAAAUACAAUUUUGAUGGUCUCGAUUUGGAUUGGGAAUAUCCCACUCAACGUGGUGGAGCUCCUCAGGAUCGUGAGAAUUUCGUUUUGCUUUGCAAGGAGUUGCGUGAACAAUUUAAUCCGCAUGGCCUGUUGCUCACAACCGCCAUUGGAGCUUCGAAAAAAGUUAUAGACGAGGCGUAUGAUGUACGUCAGCUUUCUCGUUAUUUGGAUUACUUACACAUUAUGUGUUAUGAUUAUCAUGGCAGUUGGGAUCGUAAAGUAGGCUAUAACGCUCCGUUGACCGCUCCAAAUGGUGAUGUAUUGAGUGUGCAAUUUACAAUUGAUUAUUUGUUAAAAUUGGGAGCUCCUGCUGAGAAAAUUGUCAUGGGUGUACCCUUUUAUGGUCGAACAUUUAGAACUCCUCUAGAUGGCAAUCUUGACGACGAUACUGAUGGCACAGCUUUCCAGGGACCAUUUACUCGUGAAGAUGGUUUCUUGGGCUACAAUGAAGUUUGUAGAAUUUUAAGUAACAAAACUUCAGGUUGGACUACUAUGUGGGAUCCCGAAACGUCACAAGCCUUGGCACGUUCCGAAAAAGAUGUUUUUACCGGUCUCGUCGAAGUAGUUACUUUCGAUAAUUCUCGUUCUAUAGCCAACAAAGUGAAAUUUGCUAUUGAAAGAAAAUUAGGCGGUAUAAUGGUGUGGUCCAUUGAUACCGACGACUUCUUGGGAGAGUGUGAACCUGAAACUGACGUCUACGAAGAUUUCAGACACUUCAAACAUUUGGAUUUAGCUAUGCCUCAUCGGCUAAGCAAUAACUAUCCUCUACUGAGAACUAUUAAUGAAGCAGUACCCUUAGCUAUAGAAGAAACUAAGCACAAACAUGAUCAUCCUCAUCAUCCGGACCGUGACGAGGACCAGGAACCAAAUAUAGAAGAUAAUGAAAUACCACAUGGUUCGGUGGAGGAUCAUAAGGGUGAUAGUAAUACAGGUUGCCGUACUAACAUAUUAUAUCCAUUUCAUAUUGCCGUUGUAUUGGGACUAAUCUCAUUAGUUUUAUAAAUAGAAUGUAACAUUAAAAAUUUGCUCAAAUAUUAUAAUUAAUUAGAAGUCAUAAGAAUACAUUAUCAUUUAGUUUGUUUCGCAAAAUUUUUAAAAAUAUAUAUGUAUGUAUAAAAUAAGAAUUAAUAUUGUAUUAAAUUAAAUAAAAUAAAAUAUAGAAACACGCCAAAAAUACAA
Calliphora vicina (urban bluebottle blowfly) is the source of this 1838-nucleotide messenger RNA. RefSeq names its product Chitinase 2 (gene Cht2). Gene Ontology annotation, molecular function: chitin binding; chitinase activity. The coding region runs from base 165 to 1661 and encodes 498 amino acids. The record is from RefSeq and is a predicted model, not a curated record. Lineage: Eukaryota; Metazoa; Arthropoda; Insecta; Diptera; Calliphoridae. Gene Ontology annotation, biological process: chitin catabolic process; carbohydrate metabolic process. Gene Ontology annotation, cellular component: extracellular region. The transcript has 5 exons.